Annulohypoxylon truncatum is the source of this 1463-nucleotide messenger RNA. RefSeq names its product CTLH/CRA C-terminal to lish motif domain-containing protein. The record is from RefSeq and is a predicted model, not a curated record. Gene Ontology annotation, cellular component: cytoplasm; nucleus. Bases 335 to 1084 code for a protein of 249 amino acids. Lineage: Eukaryota; Fungi; Ascomycota; Sordariomycetes; Xylariales; Hypoxylaceae. Gene Ontology annotation, biological process: proteasome-mediated ubiquitin-dependent protein catabolic process. Gene Ontology annotation, molecular function: protein binding. The transcript is spliced from 3 exons.
CGAACCGAAGCCUGCCUUAACCUUCCCUCCUACAACCUCUUUUUUUUCUCGUUCGAUUUCCCAUGUGCGACAACGCCACUCAAAAAGCCCAGCCUCGUGCCGGAGAUCCAGAAUAGAAUAGAUUUCCUUGGGCAUUGCCUUACUCCACUCGGCUCUGAACUCUCUACCGCUCAAAUACGUGCUUCUAACUGGCAAGAGGGGUAGUAGGGCAUGUCGUCAAGUGAUAUCCUACUUGAGAACCAUCUUCGUCACACGCGAUAUAUCUCAGAACUGCUUGAGCGCAAGAUGGUAUGCUUGGUGGUCUCGUUAGGCCGCACUGUUACGCGAUUGCUAAAUGGUGCCCAAACAGACUUCAUCCGCGUCAACGACGAAAUCGAUGAAGCAUGCCUUUACGAGACAUGUCGAGGAAGUGAAGACUCCUAAGAGUGAUAUCAACGCUUUAAUCCUCGACUAUUUGACCGUAGCUGGCUACCCAAAUGCUGCUGCCAAAUUCUCUACCGAGGCGAAUCUAUCUCCUCAACAACCCUCGACCGCUAUUCAUGCUAGACAGCAGAUCCAGACCUUCAUACACAAGGGCGAAAUUGAGAGCGCUAUCCAUGCUCUCAACGAUCUUGACCCCUCUAUUUUAGAUGAAGACGAGCCCCUUCAUUUUGCGCUUCUUCGCCUUCAGCUAGUGGAACUAAUCCGAAAGUCUCGCCCUGGUGGUGACAUUGGACCUGCUUUGGAAUUCGCACAGACACAGCUGGGACCUAAAGCUCCGCGCACUCCGCAAUUCCUAGAAGACUUGGAGAAGACAAUGUCUCUUCUUGUGUUCGACCAUGACAAUCUAGAUCCCUCCCUAGCAGCGCUUCUCCAGCCAGGUCUUCGACGAGAAGUUGCUGAUAAGGUCAACAAGGCAAUCUUAUACCGUCAGCUACAGCGUAGGGAGGCUGCUAUUCGUCAUUUGGUACAGAUGCGAGCCUGGAGUGAGGAGGUUGUCCGUAAAGAGGGCAAGAAGGAACUUCCAGGAAGGAUUGACCUGGGCCUAGAUGGUGAUGAUUCUGGUGGGGUAGAGAAUGGCCAUGAGCCUAUGAUCACGACCUAGUGACUCGCUGGUCAGGCUUUCCCCGGCAGUCUUAAUGAUUUUUGUCGGGCAUUGUCCAUAUUCGGCCCGGAGCUGGAAGGAGGAAGCUGCGACAUAUGGUGGUGACGUGUUAUCGAAGGUCAGGCAGGCGUUACGAAUUAGGAAAUAUUCAGAGAUGGGCUCCCAACAAUUAAGAGGCGUUUUGGGUUCAAGGCUGGCAGAGGUCCAUGCCAUGCACAUACGGAAAGAGUUUUAUGAUCACUCAGGGCAUGAUUCACAUCAGGGGUUUUAUGGGAACAAUGUGCGGCGGCCAAUCACGGGAACCAGGACCACUUAGCAAGGCGUACUACACUCGGGUGUGUUGAAGAUACCAUUGUCUAGCAUAUUUACAAAACCAUAU